This is a messenger RNA of Ctenopharyngodon idella (grass carp), 2006 nucleotides long. It is a transcript of the gene ptp4a1, whose product is annotated as protein tyrosine phosphatase 4A1. NCBI's taxonomy places the organism in Eukaryota, Metazoa, Chordata, Actinopteri, Cypriniformes, Xenocyprididae. Gene Ontology annotation, molecular function: protein tyrosine phosphatase activity. The transcript has 6 exons. Gene Ontology annotation, cellular component: nucleus. Gene Ontology annotation, biological process: protein dephosphorylation. The record is from RefSeq and is a predicted model, not a curated record. The coding region runs from base 641 to 1156 and encodes 171 amino acids.
UAGAUGGUAAGUGAGUUCGGCUGUAUGUGCUGUAGAGUGUGUAGUAGGGUGCGGUUUCUUGAGUCCAGCUGUAACCGGUUACCGGAGCCUCUCAUCACAUACACGGCAGCGCUGUAUGGUCAAACACCACAACAAUUAUUCUCCGGAGCGGCUUUAUGAUUAAGCUACAAUCUUCAAUGAGUAAGCAUAUUCCACAGUUCUGUGGUGUUUUGGGUCACACAUUUAUGGAGUUUCUGAAGGGCAGUGGGGACUACUGCCAGGCUCAGCACGGCGUUUAUGCAGAGAAGUGAACGGCUAGCCUUGCUACCUCAUCAGAAGAGAGACUUGUGUUACAGUUUUAACGUUGGCGGGAUCGGGCUUGGAGAGCGGGCGUCCACAGCGGUCGGCGGUUCUGGAUGGGGUAAAAAAAGUCUCCUGAAGUGCACUGCCCUCGUUGGCCCUUCACUCUCACCAGAGGACCAGCCUCGUUUUCUUUUGUUUUGGAUUUUCUCCCUAUUUUAGUUUUUUGUUCUCAGCUUUUACUCUUACCCCACCCCACCCUUUUUUUAACCAGAUUGUAUCCGCAAGAUUUUCUUUUGUUACUGGAGAGAGUUUCUCCCACUUUUCUUUAAUAUUUUCAAGCUAUUUUGAAAAGUCAAAAAUGGCUCGUAUGAAUAGACCUGCCCCAGUGGAGAUCACCUGCAAAAACAUGAGAUUCCUCAUUACCCACAACCCUACUAAUGCCACGCUUCACAAAUUCAUUGAGGAACUGAAGAAAUAUGGGGUGACGACAGUUGUUAGAGUGUGUGAGGCUACGUAUGAUGCAAACCUGGUUGUUAAAGAAGGCAUUCAGGUUCUGGAUUGGCCCUUUGACGAUGGAGCUCCUCCCUCUAACCAGAUCGUUGAUGAUUGGCUGAAUCUUCUUCGGCUUAAGUUUAGGGAGGAGCCAGGCUGCUGCAUUGCCGUACACUGUGUAGCAGGACUUGGAAGAGCCCCAGUGCUGGUUGCCCUGGCCCUGAUUGAGUGUGGGAUGAAAUACGAGGAUGCUGUUCAGUUCAUACGACAAAAGCGCCGUGGAGCAUUUAACAGCAAGCAGCUCUUCUAUCUGGAAAAAUAUCAUCCCAAAAUGCGUCUUCGAUUCAAGGACGGCCAUCGCCCCAACUGCUGCAUUCAGUAAAAGCUUGCGCAUCAGCCUUUCUCAAAUGUGUAAUGGGAAUUUGUAUCUAGCAUAAGUAUUUUGUUCUCUUAAUUGGUAACUGUGAAAAUACCGUAACAAAAAUUAAGCUUAUUUCGUUAUUAAGUGUCCCCUUCCCUCUUUGUUUUAUGUAUUUCCUGUGGAGAACCUCUGUCAGCAAGGUAAAGUGCUUGUUUGAACUUGAGCUUAGUGUUUUGCGAUGAAGUUUAUAUUGGUUGGUGAACAUGGUCAAAUCCCACCUCUGCCAAACACGUAGUAUGCUUUAUAAUCUAAAUGGUUUAAUUAAAAAAUAAUUGUUUAAUACAUUUUUUUUUGUUAUUGAUUUUUAGUCUCUGUAAUAAAUGCCUGCCUCCAAAAAGAUCUAAAAUAAAUGCCUUAUUACAGCAGAAAGAUGCCGUCUGGUGGAGCAGUUUUCUGUGGCAUUUGGAGAGGUUUCUCAAUUGUCUUUUUGUGGAAAAAAAAGAGAAAAAAAAAUAUCAGGAAGAGAGGAAAAAAAAUAGAGGAAAAUAAAAACUCUUUAUAUAAAUAUAUUGAAGGUUGGGGUACUAGUUUUUGUUGUUUAUCCAAACUUUGUUUACCGAUUUACUGCCAUGUCAAUAGUGUGAUUGUUUGUGUUUUGGCUUAAAACUGGACCUCAAUGUCUGCGGUAUUUUUAUGCCUUUUUAUUUGAUGUGCAUAACUUAAUAUUUCGAUAAUUGAUUUAUGUACGGUAUUUGAAUAUGUGUACUGUUAACUCACCUAUUUAUAUCAGUGGAUGUGUUUUAUUAUAGCGAGAGACAAAUUGCUACAAGUUCGCCAAUUUGAAAGUACAAUAAAGAUACACUGAAGGAAA